Messenger RNA from Micromonas commoda, 633 nucleotides. RefSeq lists its product with no specific name. The transcript has a single exon. NCBI's taxonomy places the organism in Eukaryota, Viridiplantae, Chlorophyta, Mamiellophyceae, Mamiellales, Mamiellaceae. The coding region runs from base 1 to 633 and encodes 210 amino acids. The record is from RefSeq and is a predicted model, not a curated record.
AUGUCCGACGGCAACGUACCGAAAUCCGCGGCGGAGACCGCGUGGCACGAGCGGAGGAAGGCUGUGAUGGAGCGCACCGGCGCCGACGGGACCGUAGCGGUGAGAGGAACCACCACUCACCCGCCCCACACCGAAGAGACCAUGGCGGGCGUCCGGGUGUUGAUGAUCACCCAAGAGCGCGACGACGCGCUGAAGCACGCGUUCGCGUUCGUCUGCUGCGAAGACUCCGACGCCGACUCCUACGACUCCAACAACACACACGUCUACACCACAGGCUCGGGGAACGAAGUUGUGUUCGGCAUAGAAGGCGAAGUCAAGAAGGCGACCGCCUCCAAGCUCACGAAGCCCCAAAAGUUCGACAGACUCUGCAUGCUGACGUACGCGCUGCUCCAGGAGGACACGUGGUCGAGGGACAACGAGUGUUGGGGCGACGGGGACGAGAUGCAGUCCGCGUGCAAGAAACUCGCGGCGUCGUGGAAGAAGCUCCUCGGAGAAAACGCCGCCGCGGACCUCGGCGCGGACGAGGAAUUCACCGAGCCCGGGGUGCACGCGCUGCUGGAGGACUUCCAGGAGAUGUUGAACGACGCCGGGUCGGACACCGGGGUGAAGUACCCGUUCAAGUGGAGGCCGUGA